CAAGAUCCGAAGCGUUGCAAAGCCACUGACUCGGCCCAUGAGGGAAACGUAUUAGUGAAUAUUUGCGCGGAAAUUUUUCGGGUUCGAAUAACUCCCUCGAACGACUGCUAAGACAGGCGAUAUGCAACUUUAGACGUUGGAUGAACCAGGCGUGUUUGACAAUAGCGAGUUUCUCUCCUUCGAGUAUUGGUUCGCUUCGAUAAAUAUCAUUACAUAACAUCAAGCUCUCCCAUCGUCAUUUUCUGGUCCACUGCAUUCCCUUUCGUCUGAGGUACGCUUAAGUAAAACCAAGAGCUCCAGGGGAACGCGGAGAUGGUGUUUGGUAUUAUAACAGCAGUUGCUGCUUGUCCCGCCAUCGUGGGCACAACAGAAGCCAUACGUUCCAGUCAGCGCAGCCAGAGAAGACAGGAGCAUCGAAGCAGGAAAAUGAACCUAAUAGUUUCCUGCUCCGAUCCCUCCAGAAAGAGUAAAGAUGUCGAUGGCUGCUUCGUGGUGUUGAGGAACCAUAAGUUAUGGAUUGCAUCCCGACCUUCCGAUGGCGAGGCCAAUGAGCCAUCCGAUGAUGCCACUCGCUUCAAAGCCUCCCUCCACCAGUGUCAUCAUUUUGAAGGCUAUUUCUUCCCACAUCCCGAGCAUAAAUGGCGCAAAGGAGAGGGGUUGGUAAGCACCAUAACCGCCGACCCGCCUCUUCUCAAUUGGAUCUAUAUUGAUAAAGACACUUAUGAAAUGAAAUAUGGCAACAAAAAGGAAUCCGAAGGGCAUAUGAUGGGGCCAUGGGAUUGCACGCUUGUUGAUCGACGGAUGACAUUCGACUGGUGGGAAGGUUUUGCAGUUGCAGAGGAGAAGGAUGCGGACGGAAGAAUGCUUGGAUGGGCACUGUAUUUUGACUGUGAUGAUGAUGGGUUGAGGGAGAAGGUGCCCUUAGACAGAAGGGUGAUGGAAGUGGAAUUGAUAAGACGAGAGAUGAGAGUCCCACCGGUGACAGAGGAGGAUGAUCAGCAAAAGAUCAAGACAUAA
This is a messenger RNA of Coccidioides immitis RS, 1017 nucleotides long. RefSeq lists its product as uncharacterized. The transcript has 2 exons. The record is from RefSeq and is a predicted model, not a curated record. The coding region runs from base 313 to 1017 and encodes 234 amino acids. Lineage: Eukaryota; Fungi; Ascomycota; Eurotiomycetes; Onygenales; Onygenaceae.